This is a messenger RNA of Venturia canescens, 5175 nucleotides long. Its product is annotated as large proline-rich protein BAG6. Lineage: Eukaryota; Metazoa; Arthropoda; Insecta; Hymenoptera; Ichneumonidae. The coding region runs from base 227 to 3871 and encodes 1214 amino acids. Gene Ontology annotation, cellular component: BAT3 complex. Gene Ontology annotation, molecular function: misfolded protein binding; polyubiquitin modification-dependent protein binding. The transcript has 16 exons. The record is from RefSeq and is a predicted model, not a curated record.
CUAACUUCAGUGUGAGUCGCCCCAUGUCAGGAGAUUUUUUUUCUUCAACCUACUCGCAAUCGCAUUGUAAUCUGUAGCGCAUUAUUAAGUGCAAAUAUUCAUAUGCGUUCUUAAAUUAGAGAAAAAAGACAACUCUGAUUAUUUGUUACGGAAAAGUGAGCAAGCAAGUACCUAAGACUCGUCGUUUUUUAAUUUAAACUCGGGCGAGAACGGGAAAUCGUCAAGGAUGAUCGAUCUCACGGUGAAGACGUUGGAUUCACAGAAUCACGCAUUCUCUCUGGCGGACGAUAUUACCAUUCGGGAGUUCAAAGAACACAUAGCAGCAACGGUCAACGUUGCAGCUGAUUCCCAGAGACUCAUUUAUUGCGGCAGAGUUCUUCAGGAUGAAAAACAUCUCAGCGAUUAUGAUGUCAACGGAAAAGUUAUACAUUUGGUACAUCGAGCACCUCCUCAAUCUGCUCAACGUGGGAACGGCAGUAGCCAAUCGCACGGACAAGGUCAGGGACAAAAUGACCAGGAUCAGAAUCGAAGACAUACGUUUAGACAGGCGAGAGCUCAAUUUCAUGGCAAUCCAAUGUAUCUAGGAUCAAUAUCCAUUCCAGCUGAAGUUGUUGAAGGACAUGAAUCGCCGCUACCACAGUUGAGCAUCACGCUGACCGAUAGCCGAAUAAUGACGGCGCGACGUAUGCUGAACGAAGCAAAUUUGGUAUUGGAUCGGCUCGAGAAUGAAACGAGUGUCGGACGAGGCUCUGCGAGUGGAACUAACACUGCAGAUCGUACAGAUGGAACAGUCGCAGGGGAAUCUUCUACAUCAGAUUUUAGUGCUUCUGAAAACGACGUAACAUCCGCCAGUGAUAGAGAUUCCGAAGUACUACAAAGUAUUUCAGAAUUCCUAGCUCGGCGUAAUUGGCUUGCACCCGAUGACGCGACCUCGAUUCACUCAAACGUCGCUUAUCAAACAGCCGUUGGAUUUUAUCGAGCGGUCAGGAAUGCACCGAACAACGAGAGAGCAGCGAGCAACGAUGGAGCUUCGGGUACCGACGUAUCGUCUCUGGCCGCUGAAACAACUGAUGAAAAUCAGUCGCAAUCCUCUCAAGAUCAACAACAAUCUCCACCACAGGAGAGGGCUACCGCGGGUACCGAUCGAUCAGAAAAUAACCGCGCGUCCGGAGACACUCCAAGGACCAUGUCGAUGGCAGCGCUACUGAGAACGCUAAUGGACACGGAGGAUAGACUUCGUCCUCUCUUAUUGCUUUAUCGACAGCUCAUGUUGACUGACCCCGUAAUACCCACGGAAAUGAUUGGUACAAACGGAAAUCAAAUUAGCCUUCUCGAGCAAAAUCAACGUCUGGUCGAUUGCGUUAGCGAAUGUCUUCACUAUUUGGCUCACGCUAAUCACGCUCUGAGUGACAUAAUUGUUGAUCUGGGACAACAACCACCGAGAAAUUUGCGUUGUCGUCCUGUGCUUAUUCAACACUCUGCGAUACUGCAGGGCACGAUACCGAUCCAAGUCGAGGCUCACAUAAGCGUAGCCCGUAAUGAUGGAAGCCAGGGUGAAAACGGUGAAGAGACCAAUGGCGAAUCGACGAACAGGCCACCGACUUCGACAGCGGGUGCGCCACCACCGAGCACUCCGAUGCCAUCGGACACAGGAAGCGAACAAUCGGAAACGAUGUCUUCGACUCCUGCACAAUCGUCGGAACAACAGCAGCAGCAGCAGCAGCAGCAGCAACAACAACAACAACAACAACAACAACAACAACAAACGCAUCAUCACCCGCAGGUUAAUUCGACAAUCGGUGCAAUAUUCAAUCUAAGAAACAACAUGGAAGUUUUGAUGGAAAUGGCACCUCCCGAGAGCGGAGGUGGAAUAACCGUUAACGGAGUUGGUGCAACUGCUACUGACCAAGCUCAAAAUAAUGGCAGUAAUAAUAACAACAAUGUUAACAUCAACAACAAUGCUCCUGGGGCAAGCGGAAUAGCUGGGAUUAUUCCAUGGGGUCCUGCUGCACCACCCGGUCUCAUUCACAAUUUAAUGAACGCUGUUGCUGGUUAUAUAGCACAAAGUGCUGGAAACGCAGCUACCGCUGCUAACGUCUCUGUAUCAUCAUCGACGCCCACAACUUCAUCCCCAGGUGCUUGUUCAAGACGAAGAAUCGUGACGGAGACUACCAGGCGUGCCUCUCGAACUCCCGGUCAAAGCACACAAGCCAGGAGCAACGUUGGCACGCACCCAACAACAUCGACUCAAACACGCAGUACAUCCCGGCCUCAUGUCUUUCAUUCGCAUACUCACCCACUUGGCGUGGGUGUAGGUAUGGGACAUAAUAUGGAUUUCGACAUGCUUUUACCGUGCAAUUCGCAUCACAUACGUAGAUCACAACCAAGUGCAACGCCAAAUAACAGCACUGCUACGUCGUCGCCUCAACAGACCAGUCAACCUAGCCAUACUUCAACGCCGAAUGGAGUCGUUCCACCCCAAUCGGAAAGCUCAACAACGCUCGGGGAAAAUGUUUUUAACGCCACGUCAGGCAGACCUGCGACGGAUGUUCGAUUACGAGAUCAAAUAGCUAAGCUGCGACGAUCUGACGGAACGGAAUCUGAUAAUGCCGUCACUCUUGAAGAAUUGCUUUUGUCUCGAGGAAUUAAUGUGUGUCCAGGAUCAUUGCCUGGCUCUUUACUGGGGCAACUUUAUACAGCAUGUGCUAAAAUCGAGCUCAGCGAAUGGUACACCUUAAUAAAUAAUGGGAAAUUCAAUCGUGAAGACACCUGGCGUCGACUCAGACCCCAAUUGACGAACUUAAUAUCGCGCAGCGGAGAAUUUCCGUUAACAUUUGCGCAACGGAUGUUAUUAGAGAUUGAAGUAUAUCUCCGCAAUACUUGCGGCUUCGGUGAUGCCUUACCUAUUGACGAUAGUCAAUGGACGGGACAGGACGUCAAUAUGAGAAAUCUAAUCGGAGAAUUUCUGGGAGAGGUUGAAACUUAUGUGGAAAACAAUGAGGGCACGGCGGAUGAAGAAUGGGGCACCAAUUUGAUCGAAAUCGUUCAACGUUAUGCGCGCAAAAUAUGCAAUGCAUUCCGUAGCAACCCGAAAUGGAAACAGGCGGGGUUGGAAAUGUUUAUUCGCAGAUUCGCUGUGCGUGCAUCGUACAGUCAACAUCCAGAGCUCCGAGAGUGGAUCGUUCAGACCGUGGCCCAGUGGUUCUGUGAAUAUUCCCAACCGCGGGAGGGUGAACUCGAAGCGGAAAAUAGUCGAAUCGACGAAGCUCGGGCAACGCCUAUUUUCGAGGACAUCGCCGGUAUCCUGAGAACGCAUGUGAUUCCACCACAGCCGGAACCCGAGCCGAUGGAAACUGAGGAGGCAAGUAGAGCCAGAGUAAUAAAUGAUCCGUUGGAUGUAGAUGACGGUGAACAAGUCCCGACAAGCUUUCCCGGCCACGAACAACUUUUACCGGAAUGGGUACCGAUAAUAGCGCGUGACGGUAUUCGCCAAAGACGGCAGUUACAGUUGCAAGGUGAAGGAAUGACGGGAUUCAGUGAUGCUUACUUGGAGGGUCUGCCGACAAAGCGUCGAAAAUUGGUGGAGCGUUUGAAGCCUCGUUUGUUGGUGAAUUCAACGCCGAAUCAGUCGUUGAUAUCAGCUUCGGUGGAACGUCUCGUAAGAGAAAGUGUUUUUGGGGCAAGCGUUGAAGAAGCUGAUGGUUCUGCGGCGGCGGUUGCGGCUGACCCAGGGGUCAGACGAGCCUUUGGUCAGGCUAUACGCGAAUGCCUCAAUCCUCGGAGACUUCAAUCUCCAAUUUUCCCGGACGCGAGACGUUUCCCAAACGCGACGAACUAUUUUGCAGACAAGGAUGAACCCGGCAAACAAUGAAAUUGACUGGGUCGAAGGAGUCACUGAAUGACAGCAAGAAAAUAUGAAACUCCUGUCGUAUUGAAAUUUGCUGAACGUUGACAUUUUUAUCGUUCCGAUGCAGUGACAUUUCUUUGUCAAUAAAUAUUUCUCAAAACUUUUAUGCAAACUCAAGGAACAACGUUCUUCGAAUCUACUCGAGAUUUUUCUUUGAAUGCAACCAAUUGCGAACGUAAUUUUUCCUCAUUAUAAAACCAAGGAAAAAUAAUAACGAAAUUUCCACUGCAUCGUUGGGAUGCAAGAGAAUAUUCUAUAAGUUUUUCAUCAUUUAUCGAUUAGUUUCCUUAUUUAUUUAGUCGCCAGCAUAUGCCCGAUUCAGUUAAAGCGUUUACUAAAUUCAUUUAAACACUAUUUCGAAUCAUUUUCGAAACUGAAAUUUGUCUAGGGAUAAUGGGAGGAAUUUGAAUGUUUCCUACCCAAAAAAUCGUUGCAAAUUUCAACAGGAUGGAAUAAGGCGAUAUAUAAAUAUGAAAUUAUGUAUUCGUGGCAAAAAGACGAUAGCUCGGUACGAGGAUGGGAUAACAAUAAUAACAAUAUUAAUAUGUAAUGAUAACAUACAAAUUAUCAUUGAGGGAAACAUCGAUGCAAAAGCAACAUUGAAAUUCACAUUGUUGCAGAGAGCAAGAUUAAUCUUUUCUUCCUUAGAUUUUUAACUUUAGAAAUUGUCAUAAUAUUUUGCAGAUAUUCUCUGCACAUACGCGAAAAAGUCUAAAUGGUUUCAACAAUUUAUGUAGCUCAAAUCCGUGGAAAAAAGUGAAUUGAAAAAAAAAAAACAAACAUCGCUGAAUUGCACCGAUGCAAUGAUCGAUAUCGUUCCGCGUAAAGAGAAUCCUUUUUGGGAUAGCUAUUUAUCAUUAAAUCUAGCCGAAAUAUUAAGCUUUUCAACGCACCAUUGUACCAUGUAUUGAAAUUAGCGAUGGAAGGCUCGAAAAUGCUUGGGAUUGUACGUAAAAAAAAGCGUGAGGGGUCUCAGCGUCUUUACCGUAAUUUUGGAUAAAAAUAUGUAAAAUGUUCAGUGACGGGGAGACGAUAAAAUCAAAACUUGGUUCCUUCGCAACACUCCAUACUUGUCUUCGUUUUCGUUCUUCUCCUUCCAUUAUUUUUAUCAAUUUUAUGCUCUCCGAGGACCGCAACUUUCGAUCUUCUUUGGUCGAUGUCAUUCUGUCCUUCUUUUUAAUUUAGAUUCGAACAGUCCGACAGAUUGAGCUCAACUGUGAAAUUUGAUUUUUUAUUUAUGAAAAUAAAAGUUUAUACACUUUUACAGA